Molecule: messenger RNA, 2211 nt
Organism: Cryptomeria japonica (Japanese cedar)
Lineage: Eukaryota; Viridiplantae; Streptophyta; Pinopsida; Cupressales; Cupressaceae
Product: aspartic proteinase PCS1
Exons: 1
Coding region: 334-1692 (452 amino acids)
Biological process (GO): proteolysis
Molecular function (GO): aspartic-type endopeptidase activity
Source: RefSeq, a predicted model, not a curated record
AAAUAAGUGGAUGCCGUUGCUGCCCCAUAAAAUUGUAUUCGAUUACGUGUAACACGCGCCGUUUACUUGCAUGUUAGUUUUGGAUUAUAUAUAGCGCCGUUUACUUGCAUGUUUAAGUCCUUGCAUUAUAAAUUUCAGUAAGCUACGAUGCUGGAAGACGUGGGUAUUUCUUACUGCGCAACGAACAGUCAUAACAAUGAUUAGAAACAGGUCCCGAGUUCCCCUGUUGCCUCUAGACUUUGAUGAGUAACGAGAGAAAUUUUUAUUUUACUUCCUGGAAAGGCUUUUUCCCUUAAAUUUAUUAGGGUGGUGAUUCAAAUUUCAUGCUAAACAAUGGUCCUUGCAAAAAUGGUUGCAGUAGCAGCUUUUAUGUCGAUCUUCACAUUGUUAUUAAUGGCAGAAUCUGUUGAACCCAGUAUCUUGAACAUCAGCCAAGCCUUUCUGUUGAAUUCAGAUACAGAGUCUCGCUUCACACUGCCUCUUUUCUCAGUACCCACUUCAAAUCCCCCCUCGUUCCUCAUCAACGCCGCCGCCACCGCCGCCAAAGCCGAUGCCCCUGUUAGCAGAUCCGCAUUCAGCUACAAUGAUAUUACUCUCAUGACAGAAGUGACGAUGGGAAAUCCACCACAGAGGCAAAAAAUGGUGGUGGACACAGGAAGCGAGCUCUCCUGGCUCAACUGCAAAUUGGGCACCAGCUUUCCCUCAUUCAAUCCAUCUAUUUCUUCCUCCUACAUUUCCAUCCCCUGCAACUCUGCAAUCUGCACAGAAAAAACAACGGAUUUCCCAGUCCCUGCAAACUGCGAUGAAAAGAAGCUCUGCCAUUACAUUUACUCAUAUGCAGACGGCACAGAGAAUGAAGGGAAUCUGGGAAGUGAUUUAAUCAAUCUUCCAGCUCUGAAAAUUCCAGGCUUUGUAUUUGGCUGCUCUGUCUCGGACCCAAUGGCAGAAACCCCUGGUCUUAUGGGGCUCAAUCAGGGAGCGCUUUCUUUGAUUUCUCAGCUAAAGUUUACCCACAAAUUCUCUUACUGUAUUACUGAUCCACAAGCUUCCCCUGCUGCUACAGGAGUCCUUCUGUUUGGCGAUUCCCCAUUUGGGAACUCCUUACAAUACACAUCUCUCCUGAAUAUUUCUCUUCCCCUGCCUUACUUCAACAGGGCUGCAUAUACCGUGAAAUUACAGGGCAUUAAGGUCGGAAACAAGCUUUUGCCGAUUCCAAAAUCAGUUUUUUUGCCUGAUCACACAGGUGCCGGGCAGACCAUGAUAGAUUCCGGCACCCAAUUCACGCUACUUCUCGGCGACGCCUACACGCCCCUCAAGAACGAAUUUGUGCAGCAGAACAGAGCCCGAAUUAAUCCGAUGACCAGCAAUGUGGUUUUUCAGGGAGCUCUUGAUCUCUGCUACGAUUUGCCGGCGGGUUCUUCACAGUUUCCACAGGUCACGCCGGUCACUCUUCUUUUCGACUCUGCCCAGCUCAUAUUGCAGAGCCAGCAAUUGCUUUACCGCGUACCCAACGCCACCGGCGCCGCCAUUCCCAAAGGUCGGGAGAUUUACUGCUUCACAUUUGGGAAUUCUGAUUUGGUUCCCGUGGAGGCCAACAUCAUCGGGAAUCACCACCAGCAGAAUUUGUGGAUCGAGUACGAUCUUCAGAAUUCUCGUAUCGGAUUUGGGCAGGCAAGAUGUGAUGCCAAUUGAUGAAAAAAUUCCUCCUUUUUUUCUGUUUUAUGGUGUUUUUCUGCAGGUGGAGCUGCAGACCACAUUAGUGGCGCAGCCGUACUGCGGACCCAUGGGAGUUAAUAUGCACCGUGGAUUCAUUACUUUAGUUCUCAUCUCCUACUCCAGAGAUUCAUAUACAUUUUUGGGGUACAUUUUUUAUUGAGAUUUUCGAGGUGGGUGAUUAAAUGCGGCAAUGCUAUAUCGAAUCUAAAAGAGCCUGGAAAUUGAACAGAUGGACAUUAUUUAUUAACCAUUUAAAUGUAAUAUCAGAUUUGAAAUAAUAUAUCCAGAUUAAAUCUCUGGUAUCUGACAUAUUUAGUGAUAUUGUAACAUGUUUCAUAUGGAUACUGCAACAUGUUUCAUAUGGAUGAAUAUAAUAAGGUGCUGGUAAAGUCGGUAAUUAAUAAAUACUGACAGAGAUUUUCACAAGACUGUCACCUACUUCAUUUUUCUUUCUGUUCCAUUCAAGUAGAUAAUAAAUUUUCACUUUACGAUCAA